AUGGUUACAGGAGUCCCGGGGCAGUGUCCCACCGGUGAGAUAGUGAAAAGUCCUAGUGCAGGAUUCUACUUUUCCAAUACUUUAACGCGCCCUCGCUCAUCAGACGUGUACUUGUAUACAAGCUUCAUUCUCACCUGUCAAGCUCACCUGCUGAUGGCGGGCUUCACGCGUCGUAGUAGGCGCAGUAAAGAAAGUCCGACAGGCGGGACGGCGACCAGUCAGCCAAGUGUGUCUUGCAGCCUCUGUACAGAUAUCGAGUCGCUUUGGGAUCGGUGGCUUCACACAGCCCGCCUGCACCACAGCCAUAAGCUUGUAUCAUUGGAGAAUGCGCCAUCAAGUGCUGCACCUGGGUUAAGCAAUACUGUCGCCUAUCGUUAG
This is a messenger RNA of Bipolaris maydis ATCC 48331, 378 nucleotides long. Lineage: Eukaryota; Fungi; Ascomycota; Dothideomycetes; Pleosporales; Pleosporaceae. The record is from RefSeq and is a predicted model, not a curated record.